Molecule: messenger RNA, 2240 nt
Organism: Aspergillus wentii DTO 134E9
Lineage: Eukaryota; Fungi; Ascomycota; Eurotiomycetes; Eurotiales; Aspergillaceae
Product: MFS transporter
Exons: 1
Coding region: 422-2119 (565 amino acids)
Biological process (GO): transmembrane transport
Molecular function (GO): transmembrane transporter activity
Source: RefSeq, a predicted model, not a curated record
CGGAAACGAAUCGUUUGGGCCCUCUAAACGCAGAGAUUUCAUCUUAUUGCAUAUCUCUUGACAUGUCAUGCCGUGCUAUCGUGUGGCUUGCUGUAAUUGGCUGGCCAUACACUAUAAAUACUUGGCGCUGCUUGACGCAGAUUAGUGAUAUGUAUUGAUUUGAGCCUCGGCAGAUCGUCUGUAUAAGAGAUUUCUAGCAUCGAAUCCACUAUCUAUACCCACUCAGUCCACUCAGUCCACUCUCAUCCCGAGACUCCAUGGCCCAUGCAUCGAUUGUUCGAUCCCUUAAAACCAGCGUCGUGCCCGGUGUGAAUGAAAACCUGCAUCCAUUUUUUCUCCUCUUCCUUCGUUUGGCCAGCGGCCGAUACGCUUGACUAACGUCCAUCAAAGAUUAAUCUAUUGCUGGUAUAGAUAUCUACAGAUGGCCUCUCUCCCCAAAAGCGAGGCGCCUCAGGCCUCCAAAAUCCCCCUGUGGCGCAUGGUGUUCGACCAAGGCGCCGUGACGCAGCAGAUCAUCGACCAUCCGUAUUCUGGUUCCGGCACUGAAAGCGAUCCCUAUGUCGUAUCAUGGAUUGAAAAUGAUCCUCGCGAUCCCAUGGCGUUUAGCGAGAUUGCCAGAUGGUCCAUCACCUUCCUUGUUGCCAUGGCCACCCUCGCCGUCGCACUUGUCUCGUCUGCAUACUCUGGAGGCAUGGUGGAACUGGUGUUAUUCUUCCAAAUCAGCGAGGAAGUCGCAUUGCUGGGGAUCUCUCUCUUCGUCAUUGGAUUCGCCGUCGGUCCUCUCAUGUGGGCGCCUCUCAGCGAGAUCUAUGGCCGCCGUUACAUCCUCGUCCUGAGUGCCAUGGGAUUGACGGCGUUUACUGCGGGCACCGCUGGUGCGCAAAACGUCCAGACCCUCCUCAUCCUUCGAUUCUUUGCCGGCAGUUUGGGAUCAGCCCCGAUGGCUGUCUCGGGAGGAGUGAUCUUCGACACUUUUCCUGCCAUCACUCGCGGACUGGCCAGCAGUCUCUUCGCCGCAGCACCGUUCCUUGGCCCAACCCUCGGCCCUAUCAUUGGGGGCUUCAUCGCAGAGUCGGGCGGUUGGCGAUGGGUGCAGGGCUUCCUGGCUGCCUUCUCGGGUGCCCUGUGGCUGGUCAUGGUUUUCCUGUUGCCCGAAACAUAUGCCCCCGUCCUACUGGCAAAACGAGCUGCCAGACUAUCUCAAAUCACCGGCCAGGUGUAUCGCAGCAAGACGCAGAUCGAACAGGGAAAGACGGCUGUUUCGAAGACUCUCUCCGUGGCACUGUCACGACCAUGGGCGUUGCUGUUCCGCGAGCCCAUCGUCUUCCUGCUGUCUCUCUACAUGUCCAUCAUCUAUGGAACACUGUACAUGUUGUUCAUGGCGUAUCCCAUUGUCUUCCAAGAGGUUCGUGGCUGGAGUGAAGGAAUCGGUGGGCUCCCCUUUCUGGGAAUCCUUGUUGGCAUUCUCUUCUCUGUUGCAUAUGCCUUUCCCAUGUACUUCAGCUACAAGAAGAAGACGCUCAACACUAAGGGACGCGUUCCCCCAGAGGCUCGUCUGCCCGACAGCUUCAUCGGCGCUGUCUGUCUGCCAAUCGGUCUUUUCUGGUUCGCGUGGACAAACUAUCCCUCGGUGCACUGGAUGGCUCCGGCUGCCUCGGGUGUCCCAUUCGGCUUUGGCAUGGUGAUGGUGUUUUUGCCUGCGUUCAAUUACCUCAUCGACGCGUAUACCAUCUAUGCUGCAUCCGUGUUGGCAGCCAACUCCGCCAUGCGAUCCGUCUUUGGCGCCGUCUUUCCACUCUUCACGACCUACAUGUACAAGAAUUUGGGCAUCCACUGGGCGUCGUCUAUUCCCGCUUUCCUCGCCCUGGCCUGCGUUCCUAUUCCAGUCUUCUUUUACAAGUACGGGGCUGCAAUUCGCCAGCGAUGCCACUAUGCUGCCGAGGCGGAUGCUUUCAUGGAAAGGCUGUUCGGUAUGAUGGCAGCAAAGGAAGAAACACCAGAAGAGAAGAAAGAACCAGGUGAUUCUGUCGAUCACGCAGGAGGGAAAAGUGGUGAUACCACUGAGAUUGCCUCGACUGCUCCCUCGGAUGAAUCUAGAGACAGGGGUGGUUUGAAAUAAUUGUCCACGAGUUUGAGAUAAAAGUCGCAUUGUUUCUUAGAAUAAUGGUUAGAUAUAGCUUAUGAUUACUAUAAUGAUAAUGGAUAGAUUUUAGACAUAACUUGUGCAUUAAUACUUCGUC